This is a messenger RNA of Zophobas morio, 9314 nucleotides long. RefSeq names its product ankyrin repeat domain-containing protein 17 (gene mask). The record is from RefSeq and is a predicted model, not a curated record. Gene Ontology annotation, biological process: innate immune response. Gene Ontology annotation, cellular component: cytoplasm. Gene Ontology annotation, molecular function: RNA binding; protein binding. Lineage: Eukaryota; Metazoa; Arthropoda; Insecta; Coleoptera; Tenebrionidae. Bases 145 to 8604 code for a protein of 2819 amino acids. The transcript has 25 exons.
UAUUCGGUUGCUCGUAUCGCCAUAGUGGAAAAUGGCGACCGUGAUGAUUUUGAUGUAACGAAUGUACUUUGCGAAGUGCGUGUAGUGAGGUUUGUAAAAUAAACGAAACUGUUCCGUUGUGUUUAGUUUGAAUGAAAGGCAAACAUGCAGAAUGUAUCACAAGAGUCCUCGCCAGAUAAUCCGAAAAUAGAUAAAGUGAACGUCCAACACGAUAUAGGGAACUUAUCGUCGACUCCCCAUUCAACCUCCAAUUCGAGUCCUGCGAAGUCUGAAACGGAAACGUACUCAGAACACCGGCGAUAUAUGUCCGACUCAUCGGAAAGCGAGGAAGACAGUGUGUCAGAGGAUAGCGCAUUUUCAUUUGAAGACGAGAAGCUAAUUAACAAACUGUUGGAAGAGGUAACGGUAGAAGUGGAGUCAUUUAUGAUUGAUCAGGAGUUCGAGGAGGAUACACAGGUCGUCGCCGCUAAAUACCUACUAAACCCCGACGAAGAUAGAGCCGUAGAUCCCGAAACCCAAGCCCGGCUUGAAGCUCUGCUACAAGCUGCAGGUAUUAGCCAGCUAGCCGCAAAGGAUGGUAAACAUCUAGCGGAUCCUGAAGUAUUGAGGCGAUUAACUUCAAGUGUGUCGUGUGCAUUGGAUGAAGCAGCCGCUGCUCUUACUCGAAUGCGUUCUGACAACCCCCGUACACAACCAGAGAAGACGUCGCUUGUAGAAGCUUGUACUGAUGGUGACGUUGGGACUGUUAGGAAGUUAUUAACUGAGGGUAGAUCCGUACACGAAACGUCUGAAGAGGGUGAAAGUUUGUUGUCUUUAGCGUGCAGUGCUGGGUAUUAUGAACUAGCGCAGGUCUUGUUAGCCAUGCAUGCAAACGUAGAAGAUAGAGGAAUCAAGGGAGAAUGUACUCCUUUGAUGGAGGCAGCGUCAGCUGGCCAUUUGGAUAUAGUUAAGUUGCUUGUGAAACAUGGCGCGGACGUGAAUGCGCAGUCAACAUCCGGCAAUACUCCCUUAAUGUAUGGUUGUGCCGGUGGUCACACAAAGGUCGUCGAAUUUCUCCUUGAAAACGGUGCCAACGUGGAAGAUCACAACGAAAAUGGUCACACACCUCUAAUGGAGGCUGCUAGCGCAGGACACGUCGACCUUGCAAAAAUCUUGUUGAAAAGGGGCGCCGGCAUCAACACUCAUUCUAAUGAAUUCAAAGAAUCAGCCCUCACAUUAGCGUGUUAUAAAGGACAUUUAGAAAUGGUUAGGUUUUUAUUAGAAGCCGGGGCCGAUCAAGAACACAAGACAGACGAAAUGCAUACGGCACUUAUGGAAGCGUCAAUGGACGGACAUGUAGAAGUUGCAAGGUUAUUGCUUGAUUCUGGUGCGCAAGUUAAUAUGCCAACAGACAGUUUCGAAUCACCUCUAACACUUGCCGCUUGUGGUGGUCAUGUAGAUUUGGCAAUGUUGCUGAUUGAAAGAGGGGCAAACAUUGAGGAAGUCAAUGACGAGGGUUACACACCUUUGAUGGAGGCUGCGCGGGAGGGACACGAGGAGAUGGUACAUCUACUCUUGGGGCAAGGGGCAAACAUCAACGCGCAGACAGAUGAAACGCAAGAGACAGCUUUAACAUUGGCCUGUUGCGGCGGCUUCACGGAAGUGGCCGAUAUCCUUUUAAAAGGUGGUGCCGAUAUCGAACUGGGAGCUUCAACACCACUGAUGGAAGCGGCACAAGAAGGCCACUUGGACUUGGUGAAGUUUCUAUUGGAAAACGACGCCAAUGUCCACGCCCAGACCCAAACUGGAGACACUGCACUUACGUAUGCAUGUGAAAACGGCCAUACGGAUGUAGCAGACUACCUCCUACAGUACGGGGCGGACUUGGAGCACGAGUCGGAAGGAGGGCGGACGCCGUUGAUGAAAGCAUGUCGAGCGGGGCAUUUGUGCACUGUACAGUUUUUAAUAUCGAAAGGAGCGAACGUUAGGCGACAAACGACGAAUAACGACCACACGCCAUUAUCGUUAGCAUGUGCCGGAGGUCAUCUGUCAGUGGUGGAACUUCUUUUGAGUCACCAUGCAGAUCCGUGUCACAAGUUGAAGGACAAUUCCACCAUGUUGAUAGAAGCAGCGAAAGGAGGCCACACGAACGUAGUGCAAUUACUCUUAGACUAUCCCCAUUCAAUGCAACAUAUGAUGAUUAAUCAACAUCAACAAGGGGCUACCACGGCUACCAAUUUGUCGAUGCUUCCGGGGCAAGUUGGUAGCCGAGACUCGCCCUUACCACCUGGAGCAAUGCCUCCCAACUUGCCCGCACAACCAAUCAAUUUCUUUCAACCACCCCCUGCGGCUGCAGUCCUGCAAGAAGUUCCCGAGGCCGUACGAAUAGUAUCUCAGGACGAUUCCAGCAGUCCAUCGCUGGAUGUUUCCAAACAGCAAGUAUCACCCACUUCAAGUAGAACAUCCGAGAAUCAACAAAAUCAAACCACUUUUAGAAAAGCGCCGACGUUGUCAAAGAGCCGAUCUGCUAGUGCCGUGUACGAUGGGGCUCUAACUUCAGCUGAAGCCCAACAGGUUCGCACCCAGCCAUUACCACUAAACGAUUUCGAUGAUGAGACCAUGGAGUUCCUCAACAAAGAAGAUCCAAACAGUACGCUAAUUGAUUUUAUCAAAAGUCGUAAGAAACAGUACAAUGUAGUGUCGUCUUCGGGUACAGAUGAGGGCACCUCACAAAAACAACAAAUUCUUGAGGAGUUGCAUCGGGUUGAACGUGAACUUCAUGGGAAGCAAUCUUCUCAUAGCCACGUUUUUCAAUAUGCAAUUCCUCAAGAUCAGUGUCCUGCUGCUACUAAUAAUUCACUGCCUCAUAUGUUAAAUAUUGACAUUGCUAUGCAACAACAGCAGCAAGGGCUGGGGACUGGCAUGACAGGUUCCAUGUUUCCUGCCAACAAUCUACAAGUCCACAAUACUUUCUACACAGGAGGAGCAACAUGCUUGCAAUCCCCUCUCAAGUUGGCCGUCAGCGGAGAUACGGGAACAUUCACCCAGAAUCAAACACAACCGGCAUUUUAUUUUACGCCUCUUACGACAUCCGUUGCUUUACCCACUGCCAGCACCACUACGACUCAACCGAUCAAGUUUCAGAGCGUGCCGUCACAUGCAGAAGUCAGCCAAAAUACAGCUAUAAGUGAUAGGCCCAAGGCGAAGCCUGUCUCAAAGAAAGAAGGGAAAAAUGUUCGUAAGCAACAGCUACAACAACAAUACCAGUCAAAUUUGUAUGGUCAGCAAUCGACGCAGGUGUUCAGUCCUAUUCAAUUACAACAACAGCCUCAGCAGUCAGCGGAAAAGACGCUCAACAUCUCAGAAACCAUCAACGUACAAGGUUUAGAUCUUGAUUCUUUAGAUCAGGAAUCUUUGGUGUUGAAGGAAGAAAGCCAUGAGAAUCUUUUAACGGCGUCCAUUUUUCAACAGUUUCAAAAUACAUCAAUUAGGGCCACUUUUGUGGGAUCACCUCAGCAGAAAACUCGAUUAGAUCUCUAUGACCAUGUACAAGAUGGUAAAGUCACAAAAUUAGAAAUAACCGACAAGGAUUUUUCUACAGUAGAUGAUGUUGUUCAAACUCUUGAAUCUUUUAACACAUCUGAUAUCAAUGACCAAAGUGUUAAUCAACAUAACCUUCAGGUACAACCCUAUCCGAGUGGUAUUGACGAGACCAUGCUAGCGUCUUUUGCUGGUCAACAGGAACUGCAAAACCAGACAGAUCUAUCCCGUGUUGAAUAUUUUGCAGUGCCUGCAAAUGGCGCCCAAGUACCCGUGCAUACGCUUUAUCCAUACGAACACUAUCUGACCACAGCAGGUAUGCCAAACAAAGAACAAAGUGGUGCUAUCUACCAAGCAGGAUUUCAAGCUGGAAUUAAUUUAAUGCAGCAACAAUUAGCAUGCCCGAGUGCGAGUACAAGCGAAACAAUAACAACCGCAACAGUGGUUCCAACGACCGUAGGAUCUAUACCCGGUACGUCCGCACAGCCCUACAUAACACCACAACAAGUGGCUUGCGCACCGCAAGUACAAACACCUUGCAGCCACGUAGUAAGUGCUGCCCCCAUACAAGCCGCCCAUCAUUGUCAGUCGUCAUGCACUCAACACCAGCAACUAGCCCAAACACACCAACAACAAGUCAGCCAUCAGGUACAAGCCGCCACUCAAACGCCGCAGACGACCAGCGAGACGAAAAAAUCGGGUAAAGCGGUUGAAGGAAUGAAAGUUAAAAAGGGACGAGUCGUGCGACACCAAAACCAAAACAUUCAAGGCAACAAUUUCCAACAAAAUCAAAACUACCAAGUUGGACCCAAUAACGCAGCUAUUACCCAAUAUAAUGGAGUGAACCAACAAUGUCAGAAUCCAUUACCAUGUCUCGACGUAGACUCUAAAACCGACAGCAACCACGAUACAGCGUUGACUUUGGCUUGUGCUGGAGGUCACGAAGAUCUGGUGGAUCUCCUCAUAAAUCGUGGUGCUGACAUAGAGCAUCGAGAUAAGAAAGGCUUUACACCUCUGAUACUAGCAGCAACAGCCGGUCAUGAAAAAGUUGUGGAAGUUCUUCUCAACCACAACGCCGACAUUGAAGCGCAGUCUGAAAGAACAAAAGAUACGCCACUUAGUCUAGCGUGUUCUGGUGGACGAUAUGAGGUUGUUGAAUUACUGUUGAACAGAAAUGCUAACAAAGAACAUAGGAACGUGUCAGAUUAUACCCCUCUUAGUUUAGCCGCUUCUGGUGGCUAUGUCAACAUUAUAAAAUUAUUGUUAAGUCAUGGAGCUGAGAUUAAUUCCCGUACUGGAAGUAAAUUAGGUAUAUCCCCUCUUAUGUUAGCUGCAAUGAACGGUCAUACCGCCGCUGUAAAACUAUUACUUGACAUGGGAAGCGAUAUUAAUGCUCAAAUUGAAACCAAUCGCAAUACAGCUUUAACGUUAGCGUGUUUUCAAGGGCGUCACGAAGUUGUCAGUUUGUUAUUGGAUCGUAAAGCGAAUGUUGAACACCGAGCCAAGACUGGGCUCACACCGCUCAUGGAAGCCGCAAGCGGGGGUUAUGUAGAAGUUGGUAGGGUUCUUCUGGAUAAAGGAGCCGACGUGAACGCAACGCCCGUCCCAUCGUCACGUGACACCGCUCUCACCAUCGCCGCCGACAAAGGCCACGUGCGUUUCGUCGAACUCCUACUAUGCAGAGGUGCCCAGAUCGAAGUGAAGAAUAAAAAGGGAAACUCGCCACUGUGGUUGGCAGCAAACGGCGGUCAUCUAGCCGUGGUCGAAUUACUUUAUAACGUCAACGCGGAUAUCGAUUCGCAAGAUAACAGAAAAGUGUCUUGCUUGAUGGCUGCGUUCAGAAAGGGCCACGUUAAAGUAGUAAAGUGGAUGGUUCAUCACGUGACUCAGUUUCCCAGUGACCAGGAAAUGAUACGGUAUAUAUCGACUGUCAAUGAUAAGGAGUUGCUAGAGAAGUGUCAGGAGUGCGUAAAGAUUAUCCGAGCUGCAAAAGAAACUCAGGCUGCCAAAGCGAAUAAGAAUGCUACGAUUCUUUUGGAAGAGUUAGAUAUGGAGAAGAAUCGAGAAGAGACGAAAAGGCUAGCCGCUGCUCGCCGGCGAGAGCGAAAAAAGAAGAAGAAAUUAGAGAAGAAGGAAGAGAGGAGAAAGUUACUCGAAGAGAACAAGAAGAACGAGAACUAUGACGAGAAAGAUAAGAAAAUUGUGGAAGAUGAAAAGGGAGAGGAAGAAGACAAUGUCCAAGAUAACAUGGACCCAGCCAUUCGCAAUGGAGACUCAGGCGACAAAGAAGAAGGAGACAGCGGCAUCGACGCGAACAGUCAGGGCAGUUGCUCAAGUAACGACAUCAAACCGAACGACAAAAGAAAAGAUAAAAAGAAAAAGAAAGGAAAUUCGAAUUCGAAAAAUAGUAGUCCUACUUCGAAAGCCGGUUCGAGUAAGUCGCAAAACAUGAAUGAAUCGUCCGAUAAACGAAACGAUAAAAGUAGUGAUGGCAAAAAUAAGUCAACAUCACAAUUUAGAAAAGGACUCGUUUUCGAAGCAACCAAAAGUCCAGCAGAACGAGACGAUUUUGAAGCUACUGGUAAUGAAAACUACGUAUCGAAUAAAUCUAAAAAAAGUCACGGAUACGAAAACGACACUCAAUCGAAAAGUUGUUCGUCGACUAGCCCGAAACAGUCCUCCAAAAGGGAGGAAGGGUGGAAAGAAGUUGUGAGGAAGUCAAACGUACAAGCAGUUUCUAUGUCCGAGUCGGGAGUUAAGAAGGUUUCUGUGCCGUUAAACGCCAUUUCAAGGGUGAUUGGUAGGGGUGGGAGUAACAUAAACGCAAUCAGGGGCGCUACCGGAGCUCAUAUAGAAGUCGAAAAACAGAGUAAAGGUCAGGGUGAGAGAAUCAUCACGAUCAAGGGUGCACCUGACGUCACCAAACAAGCGCAUUCGUUGAUAGCCACGUUGAUCAAAGAUCCCGAUGUAGAUAUUCUGCAAAUGCUUCCGAAGACUAACAAGACGGCAGCAAGCGCCACCACAUUAUGGGAUAAGACUCAAAUAGGCACGAAGAAAAUCACGGGAAAGGUGUUAACAGUAACGCAACCAUCUGCCCUAACAACGACAACUCAAUCAAAAACCAUUCAAACAGUUGCACCGUCGGUAACUUCAUCAUCGAGAUCAUCGACCACCACCGUUAAACUUCGCGGAGCCGUCCCUGUCAUAACAUCCCGCGUAACCGCCCCCAGGUUAGUGGCCCAAGCCGAGAAAAAUGCCGCAGCUCAAGCUGCAGCGAUCCGUGCAUCAGUACCCCACACAUCGUCGGUCUCAGCCUCAAGCCGAGCCACCAAACUUAUCACCACGACAGCAACACAAACAUUCGCCGCAAAGUUGUCGGAAACGACAGCGAACCAACUUUCCGUGACGGUCAGUCACGCAUCAGGCGCCAAUAAGUCCCGAAAUUUGGGACUGCCAUCCAACACCACCGGUCCCAUUUCACCUCAGUCGGUUCCUCACUCCGCCUCCAACACACACUCGUCGCCAAAGCACAGUCGGCCCACACCGACGGCUUCUGCGCCACCCAACAUGCAACACUACCAAAGUCCAGGCAAAGGGCCAGUCUUCGGCAAUUCGGGCAGUCAGGCUAACGUUUCAGUUCCGGUUUCAGAGUCAUCAGGAACUAUAGCGAGGAGUACGACUCCUAAUGUCAUCCAAUCAACUGCGCCAAUGCAAGAGGAGAUGAGUCAGAAUAAUAUGCAAACGCAUCAAGAAUACUCACUGUUUUAUUCGACGGAUCAAUCGAUGUGGAGGCGAGAUAAUGAAUCUCAGAAACCUGUCAAUUUCGCGGCGGUUACCGGAGGUUCGAAUUCUCAAACUGUCAUGCCACCCAAGUUCAUCGAUCAAGAUCCCCCACAGAUGGCAGAUGUGUCGAAGGCUCCAGGUUAUAGAGGAGGUACGGUUUGCUCACCGGUUUCUUCCAAGACGAGCAGUAAUAGCACUACACCACCCAACAUCGCUGCUAGUUCGGCGAACUUUCAGGUAUAUCCAGAACCUUCGAAGACUCAGCCUCUCCCACCCAUUGGCAGCAACAUUGGGCGACCGCAAGUUUCAACGCAAAACGAUAUCGCCACUGCUAAUAAUUUCUAUUCGGAAUUUUUCAAACCAGGGUCAACGAACAUUCCCCAUAACAUGCUCAAUAUGACCAACGAGGGGCAACUGCUGCAAUCGACUUACCAGAAUAAUUCUUUGAAAAACUUCAGUUACGCUCAAUCACAGCAGACGAAUAUGCCCUUGGUGAGCAUGUCGAGGCUCAAUCCAAAAGCCCCGGAUUUUUCAAGUACCGUUUACAACGCUAUGCCGACUAAACAGGGUCCUCAGAUGUACAAUGGCUUCCCAAUGCCCGGACAGAACAACAGUGCGUUGUAUUCUGGGGCGAAGACUACGGUCGACUCAUACAGGUCAGGAGUGGGCUCUUCACAAGCUCGUUGGCCUCUCAUGCAAAUGCAACAGCCUUUCACGCAACAACAGAGUGAAUUGAUCAGCGGGAUGGCUACGGGAAUGACACUACAUAGUUUAGCGAGGGCGACCGGUAGUGAAAUUCUGGAAAACGGACCAGAUCUGGGUAUGGUGAACCAUUCACCGAAUAUGUCGCCGAAUUUACCAGCUGCACACAACAUGCAUCAAGGUGAUGGUCAUUAUUUGGAAGACAGGAAGCAGCCACAACCUAUUGGUACGGAGAGGGCGCGAAAAGUGUACACAAAUGUGGAUUCGACAGGAUGUUGGAUGUUUGGGAAUGACACAAAACCACCCGCUCGGUGGGCGAAUAAUGAUCAUUAUAAUCUGGGCAGAGGACAAGUGUACUCUGAGGAGAUGCAGUAUGUCGAUGCGUUUGCGCCUGUGAUGCCCUUGGAGAGCCCUCACAACUUCUCAAACGGACCAAUCCAACCGUAUUUAAUGCAACAACAACCAAUCGGAAGGCCCCAUACCGAUUUCAUCCAAGUGGAAAUGAAAGACUUGCCUUGGGAUGGUAAUCGUCCGAACGUUAACGACAUUCAAGAAAAAUCGCAACACGGAUGGGCCGGUAUGUCGAAAUGGAACCAGUAAACAUGGAUUUUACAUGAUCAGAACUAUAAGCGUUUUUUUGACUAAGUCCAUCGUGCGAAAUUUAGCUUACAUCUUUGUGAUCUUUGGGAUACAAGUUUUACAGUAGAACCUAGUAAUAGUUUUUGUUUAUGGUAUCUCUAUUGAAGUACACACAUGUGCAAGUGUCUGGUCUAGGAGGCCCAUUAUACAGGCCACGAGCCCCCUUGCCUGCAUUCGGUGUAUAUAAAAAAACCUAUUCAGAACAUUAUUCUAAUUGUAGUAUGUUGUUUGCAUGUCCCAUUAUUUGGUUUAUAACUGCUUAUAGUUUAUGAAAUAAACUGUUUUACUUGAUUAUCUUUUGUAGCCAGAUUUGGAUCAUGAAUGAUAAAUACAGCUUCACUAGCGGCUCCAAAAACAAGCCAAUGUCGAGCUGAAGUUAGAAUAUAUAAUUAUAAUAUAACACUAUGUAUAAUGUAGUAGUUGCGCAAUGGUGUCGAGGGAUUGGCGAUAGGGACAAGUGUUAACUUGUGAAUAAUUUGUUCUCUAUUCGAAUAUUUACUUUCAUUUCUACAUGUGUAAGCGCAGUGUUUGUAUGCCUCACGUCUGGGUUCCACCCGGCACAAGCACUCGGUGGGUAUCGCUGACUCCCACGAAACUGUAGGGUUAUUAUUAUACGGAUCAUUAUGUAAUAUUGCUUGUACAUGAAGACUUAAAUAUAUCUUUAUGCACUG